AUUUACUUGGAUGAUGAUGUCUCUUCCUUUGUGCAGCUCAGAGGUUCUGUUCCGCUGUUUUGGGAGCAACCGGGGCUUCAGGUGGGUUCUCAUCAUCUAAGGCUUAACAGAGGUCUGGAAGCUAAUGCUCCUGCCUUUGACAGGCAUAUGAUGCUUCUGAAAGAGCAAUAUGGAAAACAAGUGAUCGUUAACCUGCUGGGAAGCAGAGGAGGGGAGGAGGUGCUCAACAGAGCUUUUAAGAAACUACUAUGGGCCUCUGCCCAUGCCGCAGACACUCCCAUGAUAAACUUUGACUACCACCAAUUUGCAAAAGGUGGGAAAACUGAGAAACUGGAAAAUUUGCUGAGGCCUCAGCUGAAGUUGCACUGGGAAGACUUCGGAAUCUUCACAAAGGGCAAGAAUGUAAGUCCAUGUCUGCAGACAGGUACUUUUCGAAUGAAUUGUUUGGACUGCCUGGGUCGUACUAAUAGUGUCCAGUCCUUCGUUGCACUGGAGAUCCUGCUUGCUCAAUUAGAGAGCCUUGGGUUGAACUCUAAGUCUAUAACUGAGCGCUUUGUGGAAUCCUACAGAGUGAUGUGGACUCUCAACGGUCAUAAUCUGAGCAGAGUAUUUACGGCCAGUCGUGCCCUUGAGGGAAAGCACAAGGUUGGGAAGAUCAAGGAUGGCGCCCGCUCCAUGUCACGCACCAUUCAGUCAAAUUUCUUUGAUGCAGUAAAGCAGGAAGCCAUCAAGUUGCUGCUCCUGGGUGACUUCUUCAGUGAGGAAUAUGCAGACAAAGGCAAGAUGCUCAUGGACCACACUGCACUGCUGGUAACUCCAAGUAUUUUGAAGGCCAUGUCCGAGCGUCAGUUUGAAUUCACAAGCUUCAAGCGGAUUCGUGUUGCCACGGGGACCUGGAACGUGAACGGGGGGAAGCAGUUUCGAAGCAACAUCCUCAGUACCAGCGAGCUGACAGACUGGCUGCUGGAUUCUCCAAAGCUCUCUGGAGUUUCUGAAUUUCAGGAUGACGAGAACUGCCCUCCUGACAUAUUUGCAGUGGGAUUUGAAGAGAUGGUUGAAUUAAGUGCGGGGAAUAUUGUGAAUGCCAGUACAACAAAUAGAAAAAUGUGGGGGGAGCAGCUUCAAAAAGCAAUUUCCAGGACUCAUCGCUACAUUCAGCUGACGUCAGCGCAGCUCGUUGGUGUUUGUCUUUUCAUCUUUGUACGACCCUAUCAUGUCCCCUUCAUCAGGGAUGUAGCAAUAGACACCGUGAAGACAGGAAUGGGAGGAAAAGCUGGAAAUAAAGGGGCAGUGAGCAUUCGUUUUCAGUUCUACAGUACCAGUUUCUGCUUUAUAUGCAGUCACUUAACUGCUGGACAGACUCAGGUGAAAGAGAGGAAUGAAGAUUAUAAAGAAAUCACACAGAAACUGAGCUUCCCCAUGGGGCGAAGCGUGUUCUCACAUGACUACGUGUUCUGGUGUGGUGAUUUUAACUAUCGCAUUGAUCUGACGUACGAGGAGGUCUUUUAUCUUCUCAAACGCCAAGACUGGAAGACACUUUUGGAGUUCGAUCAACUACAACAGCAAAAAUCCAGUGGAAAAAUUUUUAAAGACUUUCAUGAAGGGACUAUUAAUUUUGGACCAACAUACAAAUAUGACGUUGGCUCAGAGGCUUACGAUACAAGUGAUAAGUGCAGAACCCCAGCUUGGACUGACAGAGUGCUUUGGUGGAGAAAGAAACUGCCUUUUGAAAAAACAGCUGGCGAGAUCAAUCUUCUAGACAGUGAUCUGAAUGCUGAAACUAAAGUCAGGCACACCUGGACCCCUGGAGCCUUGAUGUACUACGGGAGAGCGGAGCUGCAAGCAUCUGACCACAGGCCAGUGUUAGCUAUUGUAGAAGUGGAAGUCCAGGAAGUUAAUCAGGCUGCCCGUGAGAGUGUUUUCCAGGAAGUGUCAUCUUUCCAGGGACCACUGGAUGCCACAGUAGUGGUAAAUCUGCUAUCACCAACGCCUGAAGAGAAGAAUGAUUUUCCUGAGGACCUGCGUACGGAACUUAUGCAAAUCUUUGAGGAUUAUGGCACUGUUGUUCUGGUCAGGAUCAGUGGAGGUCAAAUGCUGGUGACGUUUGCAGACAGCCAGUCAGCUCUUCGUGUUACGGAUAUAGAUGGUAUCAAAGUCAGAGGCAGAACAGUGAAAAUCCGGCCCAAGACCAAGGACUGGCUAAAGGGCUUUCAGGAGGAAAUUGCUCGAAAACGGGACAGCAUUGCCCCCAUGUCCCCCACGGCAAACUCCUGUCUCCUGGAAGAAAAUUUUGACUUCUCAAGUUUGGACUAUGACUCAGAAGGUGAUAUAGUGGAGGAUGAAGACGAUUAUUUAGAUGAUGCUUUGUGUCAAGACCUAGUAGCAGAAACAUCAGAAGAUGUGUCUGAGGGCUGUGGACAUUUUGCCUCCGUAGAUCAUUCGGACAAACCUGGACAAACCCCACAGCUGUAUAAAGAUGAUACAGACCUGGCCGAUUGGAAGCAAGAGCCGGAGGCAAGUGGGGAAUGCCACCGCCGGGCUCCAAGCAGGUCUCUGUCCAUUCCCACCAGGUCUCGGCCGCUUCAGCCGCCGCAGAGGCCACCUCCUCCCGCUGGAACGUCAGCCAAAAAGUCCCCCUCAGAUGGUUCCCUCUCUCCAGGAAGCCACUCUGCCUCCUCCAUCCUGGCAACUGACGCCCCUCGCCAGCCACCUAAAGUCCGGACCGGAAUAAGCAAACCUUACAACGUCAAGCAGAUCAAAACCACCACAGCUGAGGAGGCAGAAGAAGCUAUUAGAUGCCUUAUGGAAGCUAAAGGAGGACUACAGGAAGACGCAGCAAAGCCUGCUCCAGCUAGACACCAAGUGUUCACCAAACCUGAGCCUCCUCCCAGCAUCACAAAGUCAGCGUCGUUUCAAGGGGCGCAGGCAGGACCGGUGCUCGUGCCCCACCGCCCACCACCCAAAGUUCCAGCCGCAAAGAGACCAGUCCCUCUGCACAGGACCGGCGUCAAAGCGGAAAAUGCCCUGUCUGCAGAAGAGCAAUUCAACCAGCACACAGUACAGUCUCCUUUUGGCUUGCCAGAGCCCUGUCUAGAAGCCGGAGCUAUUCUUAGUCCAACCAGGAUUACUCCAGUCCCUAAACCCAGAACACAAGCAGCUGGGAAGCCUCAGGAGAGCAGGGGGAGCGGCGAAAGGCAGCCCCCCUCAGCCAGCAUGGCCGAGGCCAGCGCUCUGCCUCCCUCACACACUCCCUUUGCCCCCAAGGUGCCACCACGAAGGAAGAAGUCUGCUCCUGCAGCUCUUCACCUGCAAGUUCUCCAGGGCAGUGACAACCCACUUUUCGGUGGGUUAACGUUCAGCUCCACCAGCAAUCCUGAGUUCUGCCCCCAGGCUCAGGACACUCGCGUUCCCACGAAAUCUGCUCUCCCAGCUUCCACACCCUCUGCCAGCCCAGGAAACACCACAACGAAGCAGUUGGCACCAAACGCUGCAGCAUUGAUGGCUAACCUUCAGGGCCCUCCUGCACCAGGUGGCCAGCAUCCACAGCUCUCAGAUACCAGCUCCCUUCCAGAGAACACCAGUCUUUUCGACACGGAUUCUUCCUGUCCUCGUUCCAUGCAGGCGCCAUCAGCUGCUUCUCCAGCACACGCUCCAGGAAAUUUAAAACACCCCAGUUUGAAAGAUUUCAGUCACUGGGUUACGUUUAGUGAUGACGAAGACAGCGGAGCACUGUUAGAAGGGUUCAACAAACUGCUUGGCUUAGAACGAAACCAAAAGACCUUGAUGAACACGAACACGGAUUUAGAAUUGUAA
Tauraco erythrolophus (red-crested turaco) is the source of this 3813-nucleotide messenger RNA. Lineage: Eukaryota; Metazoa; Chordata; Aves; Musophagiformes; Musophagidae. The record is from RefSeq and is a predicted model, not a curated record.